Messenger RNA from Lodderomyces jiufengensis, 873 nucleotides. RefSeq lists its product as uncharacterized. The coding region runs from base 1 to 873 and encodes 290 amino acids. Gene Ontology annotation, biological process: fatty acid catabolic process. NCBI's taxonomy places the organism in Eukaryota, Fungi, Ascomycota, Pichiomycetes, Serinales, Debaryomycetaceae. Gene Ontology annotation, molecular function: 2,4-dienoyl-CoA reductase (NADPH) activity. The record is from RefSeq and is a predicted model, not a curated record. The transcript has a single exon.
AUGCCAUUUUUAAACGAAUCAUAUGUAACAAAGGGGAGUUGGAGACCUGAUUUAUUUAAAGGAAAAGUUGUAUUUGUAACAGGAGGAGCAGGAUCAAUAUGUAGAGUACAAACAGAAGCUAUGGUAUUAUUAGGAGCUAAUGCAGCAAUUGUAGGUAGAAAUAAACAAAAAACAGAUGAAGCAGCAAAAGAUAUUCAAUCUUUAAGAUCUGGAUCAAAAGUAGUUUCAUUACCUGAUGUUGAUGUAAGAGAUGUUAAACAAUUAGCUGAAGCAGUAUCCAAAACAGUUGCUGAAUUAGGUAGAAUUGAUUUUGUAAUUGCUGGAGCAGCUGGUAAUUUUUUGGCUGAUUUUAAUCAUUUAUCAUCAAAUGCUUUUAAAUCAGUUGUAUCAAUUGAUUUAUUAGGUUCUUAUAAUACUGUAAAAGCAUGUUUUGAAGAAUUAAGAAAAAAUAAAGGAGCUGUUAUAUUUGUAAGUGCUACAUUACAUUAUUAUGGUGUACCUUUUCAAAUUCAUGUUGGAGCAGCAAAAGCUGGUGUUGAUGCAUUAUCUAAUUCAUUAGCUGUUGAAUUUGGACCGAUUGGUGUAAGAUCAAAUUGUAUUGCUCCAGGACCAAUUGAUGAAACUGAAGGUAUGUCAAGAUUAGCACCAGGUGGCAAAGAAGCUGUUAUUUCUAAAAUUCCAUUACAAAGAAUGGGUACAAAACAAGAUAUUGCUGAUGCUACUGUUUAUUUAUUUUCACCAGCUGCUGAUUUUGUCACUGGUGAUGUAUUAGUUGUUGAUGGUGGUUCAUGGCAAGUUUCUCAAGGUGCUGGUUCAGCUGAUUAUCCAGUUACUUUAAAAAAGGCUUUAGAAGCUCCAGGUGCUAAAUUAUAG